AUGCCAAUACCUCAUAAAAAUGUACUUGAUGAGGCAGUGAAGAUUAUACAUUUCCUAAAAUCUCGACCAUUGAGCACAACACUGUUCACAAUUUUGUGUGAAGAUAUGGGAAGUACGCACAAAUCACUACUUUACCAUACCGAAGUAAGAUGGCUUUCUCGGGGAAAAACACUUGUACGCUUACUUGAAUUGCGCAAUGAAUUGUACGUUUUUUUCACCGAUCACCUAUUUAAUUUACAACUCAGACUUACCGAUAAAAUUUGGUUAUUUCGACUCAGUUAAUUGGCCGAUAUUUUCACAAAAUUAAAUAAAGCGAACUUAUCAAUACAAGGCAAAAUGAUCACCGUUUUCACAGCAAAUGACAAAAUUCGAGCUUUAAAAAAAAAAAUUAAAUUUUGAGCUGUGUGUUUUUCUCAACAUAAAAUUGAUAGUUUACCUUUGUUAAAGGAAUAUUUAGAAUCAAUUGAUGGUAAUAUUGAAGAUUUUGAUGAAAUACAUGGCGAAAUUGAACAACAUUUAAAUGAAAUACUAUCGUCAUUAGAAAAAUAUUUUCCAGAAAGUAAAGAUAUAGAAUUUAUCCAACGAUAUAAUUGGGUUAAAAAUCCGUUUUUAAUUAACGAUAAGCCCGAAAAUUUAUCUAUAACGGAGUAUGAAGAAUUUAUUGAAAUGACCACCGAUUCGUCUUUAAAAACUUUAUUUGAUAAAAUAUCAUUAACAGAUUUUUGGUGCAGUAGCAGUAUUACUAAAGAAUAUUAA
Messenger RNA from Cinara cedri, 756 nucleotides. The record is from the annotation of a GenBank genome assembly. NCBI's taxonomy places the organism in Eukaryota, Metazoa, Arthropoda, Insecta, Hemiptera, Aphididae.